UCUGUAAUAGAGCCACACCGUUAUUCUUUAAGGGCAAGUCAAAUCAUAUUGGAGUUGUACUUCUAUCAAGAAAUAUAAAUUCACUGCAAAGAAAUGGCGGAAUCUGCAUCGAGUCGGUUUGUGGAUCAGUUCAGCUGUCCGGUCUGUUUGGAUGGACUGAAGGAGCCGGUGACGAUUCCCUGUGGACACAGUUACUGUAUGAGCUGUAUUACUGACUGCUGGGGCCAGAAGGAGCAGGGGCCGCCGUACCGCUGUCCUCAAUGCAGAGAGAGCUUCAGUCAGAGACCUCUACUGAAGAAGAACACUCUGAUAGCUGAGAUGAUGGAGACGCUGCAGAAGACGUCCCUACAAACGGCUGCCGGGGAUUGUGAUGUUUGCACUGAAGAGAAGAACAGAGCUGUGAAAUCCUGUCUGCAGUGCUUGGCCUCCUUCUGUCAAACUCACCUGCAGCCUCACUAUCAAUCUCCUGCGUUUAUGAAGCACAAACUAGUCGAAGCCUCCAGAAACAUUCAGGAGAACAUCUGCCUCAGUCAUGGGAAACUUCUGGAGAUGUACUGUCAGGAUGACCAUCAAUGCAUUUGUUGUUUGUGUACUGAUAAUCAUAAAGGACACAGUGUGGUGUCUGUGGAUUCAGAAUGGACUAGUAAAAAGGAAGAGUUAAAGGAGACAGAGGUGUCGUGUCAAAAGCUGAUCCAGGAGCGAGAGAGAGGUCAGCGGGAACUCAGUCAAGCUGUGAAGCUUCUUACAAGUUCAGCACUAGAGACCAUGGAUGACUUUGAGAAAAUCUUCACUGAGCUCAUCUGCUCUCUUGAGAAGAAACGCUCUGAGAUUAAAGAGCAGAUCAGAGCUCAGGAGAAAACUGAGAUAGAUCGAGCAGAGGAACAUCGCAAACAUCUGGAUCAAGAACUGAAGGAACUCAGAAAAAGACAAAGCAUGAUUGAGAAGCUUCUGAUUAGUGAUGACAAGAUCCACUGUCUGAAGAGCUGCCAGUCUGUGUGUGUUUUACCCACAUUUGAAACCAGCAUCAUUCAACACACUCACCUGUUUUUUAAAGACAUUUCAAUCUCAAUGUUUAAGGAGGUUUUGGAGGAUGUCUGUCAACAACAAACAGCCAGAAUAUCCAGAGAAGUGUCAAAUGUCUAUGUUACAAACCCUCCAGAACCAAAGACCCAAAAUGAUUUCUUGCAAUAUUUCUAUGAGCUUCACUUGGAUCUAAACACUGCACACAGAAAUCUCGAACUGUCAGAAGACAACAGGAAAAUAGUAUCUUCAGAUGAAGCUCAGCAAUAUCCAGAUCAACCAGAACGGUUUAAUGAGCGUCCCUAUAUUUUGUCUAGAGACGGUUUGUAUGGUCGCUUUUACUGGGAGGUGGAGUGCAGUGGGGACGAAUGGGCUGUAGGAGUUUGUUACUUAGGAAUUAGACGUAAAGGAAGCACUGAUGACUGUGCACUUGGCUUCAACAAAAUGUCAUGGAGACUGGGUUAUUAUCUGAAGAAAUUCAGUUUCAUUCAUGCUCAAGAAAAAGUCCCAAUCCCUGUGGUCUCUAGAAUAGGAGUGUAUCUGGAUCACACGGCAGGAAGUCUGUCCUUCUACAGCAUCUCUAACACAAUGACUCUCCUUCACAGAGUCAAGACCACUUUCACUGAACCCUUAUACCCUGCGUUUAAGGUUGGAGCCGGUUCAUCUGCCAGGAUCAUAGAUCUGAAAAAAGACCAAGUAUCCACCUUAUUUUGCAAUGCCCAAGAAAGCUGUCUUUAUGAACGUGUGAGAUUUUCUCUUGAAGGGACUUUCUACUGAAAUUAAAAUAAUAUGAUAACAAUUAAAAGUUUCCAAUAUAAAGCAGUAUAACAGGUUGAUUUUGUACAGGAAAAAUAACUGGAAUGCCCGAAGCCAAACAUUCAAGUUACAAAUGGCAGCGCCCACUCUCUCCUGAAAAAUAAGGUGGAUAAAAAAUGUAAAAAAAUUAUGCAAAAGGUCAGUAGAGUGUAGCACAGGGUAAAUUCCCACCGCUUUUUCUACAUUAAAUCGCUUCUCAAAACAUUUAUUAAAUGGUUAUGCUCUCAUUAAUCAUGAUUUUAUAAUUCAAAUGUUUUUGAGGUAAUUUGUUUAGAUAACAGUGAUUUAUACAUUUAUGCUGGAUGUUUUAGAUUUGUGCGUGUGUGUGUGUGUGUGUGUGUGAAGAGUUCAUUUGCAAAAACAGAUAACUCCGUUUUUAACAAUUCUCAGAAAUCAUGUUUUUUUCCUUGUGCAUUCCAAUUAAUCUCAAUCAAACUGCAGUUGGGUUAUUUUGACUAGGUUAAACAAUAACUAAAACAAACAGCUAACUAACACAAUAAAACACAAUAAAAACAUCUUAACAUAAAAAAAAACAUGAUUUUUGAAAAUGAUAAAAAACGGAGCUAUCUGCUUUUGCAAAUAAUGUUGAUAUGUUGAUUUAGAUUUGAAUGAUGGUUCUUUUCAUAUUACAGUGAAAUGUGAUUUUUAAACCCUUAACUUUACCCCUCAUUGGAAUUGGUGCAGAAAACCCUCAGUCCCAUAGUUUUGCUUGUGUUUUUUUUUUUUUUUUUUUUUUUUAAUAAUUUAAUUUUAAUAUUAUUAUAAUUGAUAUAUAAUCAUUUGUUUAUGCUAAAUUUCACAACACGGAGGCCAAUUAAAUUCAGUCAUUUUAAUUUCAGUUCACAGUCUGUUAUUUUUAUGACAUUCCUUCAGCUAAAAAUAUUGUGUAGUUAAUACAGAACUGUACUGUAUGUGUAAUUCACAUGUAUUGCAUUGACUGAGGAUUUAAUCCAGUAUUUUCCAUUCAAAAAUAUAUCAAAUGUAUUUUUCAUAUUCUGCAGAAAUGUCAGCUAUGAUCAAUUCAAGAUAAUCUGCUUUCAUGAUUUGCAAUCGUGUUUUUUGAGCCUAUAAAUAAAAUAUUGUAUAUGUUUUAAGUUUAAUAAUAGCAGUUCAAUA
Onychostoma macrolepis is the source of this 2952-nucleotide messenger RNA. Its product is annotated as tripartite motif-containing protein 16-like. Gene Ontology annotation, molecular function: zinc ion binding; protein binding. The transcript is spliced from 7 exons. NCBI's taxonomy places the organism in Eukaryota, Metazoa, Chordata, Actinopteri, Cypriniformes, Cyprinidae. The coding region runs from base 94 to 1797 and encodes 567 amino acids. The record is from RefSeq and is a predicted model, not a curated record.